Messenger RNA from Rotaria sp. Silwood1, 237 nucleotides. NCBI's taxonomy places the organism in Eukaryota, Metazoa, Rotifera, Eurotatoria, Philodinida, Philodinidae. The record is from the annotation of a GenBank genome assembly.
AUGUUUGAACAUCUCUAUAUAUUUCAUAGAAAUCACUUUACUUCCAUCAGUACAGAUUAUAAAAGCUGGUAUGAAAAAGAAAAAAUAUUCUUUUCAAAACAAGUAUUUGCAACAGAUAUUAAAACAACAAAAGAUUUUCUUGAUUAUUUUGAUACAAUUGAAGCACCAUCAGCAACAACAUCAACACUGACAACACGAGUUAGUUUAUUUUGUCUUCCAUGUUUGUUCAAACCAUAG